GCUGUGCCCCGAACACUGGUCGUCGCGCAGUCAGUCUUCCCGCCGCCUCUCGACCACCCAUUGCGCACGCGGCGGGAGUUGAGCGAUGCCGGACGAUCUCAAAUCCGAUCAGGAGCCACGAAUACCAGAGCCGCGAUUACACCGCGACUCGGAGACCAAAUCGACGACGCCGCGGAGCUCGCGCAGCUCGUUUGGAGAGGAGGAGGGCGAUGCGUGUGACGGCGACGCGGGCGCGGGGGAGGAGGGAAUACAGGGCAGAGAGGGCGAAAUCGCGAGCACGGGGGCGACGGAAGACGGGCACGGAGUGUCGAGUGGAGGAUCACCGGACGGGAGCGGCACGGGCGCCGCCGGCGCGGCGGUGUCUGUGGGGACGGGCGCAGCCGUCUCGCAGAACCUGGUGGCGCUCUUUAGCCAGACGCUGUCGCUCGAUGGCGAGGGCGAGCCGUGGGAGAACCGGGUGCGCGAGUCGGCGGACAACGACGGCGAGAGCCUCGUCACCUUUGGUCCGGCGACGGAGGAGGAGCUGGAAGACAUUCUGGGGCGGCUGAAGCAGGUUGCUCAGACCGUCGGCUGCGAUUGCGUCGUCGUGCACACGUCGGAGGCGGUCGACAGGGGCGAGGUCAAGCUGACAAGGUACGCGAUGGUCCGCAAGCUGCCGUCGCAAGGGCACCACCUCGACCUCCGCGUCGCCGUCGUCGGGAACGUCGACGCUGGCAAGUCGACGCUGGUCGGCGUGCUCACCGGCCCAGUCAACUUCCUGGACGACGGGCGCGGGCUGGCGCGCUCGCGCGUGCUGCGGCACAAGCACGAGGCGGAGACGGGGCGGACCUCCUCCAUCGCAGAGGACCAGCACAUGCGCCUCUCCGCACGGGGCGACUGCCUCGCCACGGAGAGGCACGCCAAGCCGUCCGACAGCAGCGCGGCGCAGACGGCGAAGGUGGUGUCCUUCAUCGACCUUGCGGGGCACGAGCGCUACCUCCGCACCACCGUCUACGGCCUGACCGCCCACGAGCCGGACUAUGUCAUGGUGGUCGUCGGCGCCAACCACGGCAUCACCCGCAUGACCAAGGAGCACGUCGGCAUGGCGAUCGCGCUCAACGUGCCGCUCUUUGUCGUCGUCACCAAGGUGGACCUCUGCCCCGAGCCCGUCAUGAAGGAGACGAUGAAGCAGCUCGCGCGCAUGCUCAAGCUGCCCGGCGCGAAGAAGCAGCCGUACGUGAUCCGCUCCGAGGACGAGCUCAUGAUCGCGGUUCGCUCGUUUGGCCGCUCCGCCGUCGCGCCCAUCUUCACCAUCUCGUCGGUCGACGGCACAAACGUCCCCCUGCUGCGCCAGUUCUUCAACCUGAUGCCCUCGCGCCGCGCGUGGGCGGCGCAGAGCCAGCAGCCGCCCGAGUUCCUCAUCGACCAGUUCUUCAACGUGCCCGGCGUCGGCCUGGUCGUGGCCGGCACGCUGCUCUCCGGCGUCGUCUCGCUCAAUCACGUCCUCGCGAUGGGCCCGAACAACGUGGGCAAGUUCAACACCGUGACGGUCAAGAGCAUACACCACAUGCGGACGGCGGUGCCCGCCCUGUUGCCCGGCCAGACGGGCGCCUUCGUCGUGCGCUCGCGCACCAAGGAGCACGUCAAGAACUUCGGCGUCCGCAAGGGGAUGGUGCUGCUCGAAGGGACAGAGGAGCCUCGCGCGACGCGCACCUUCGCGUGCGACGUCCUCGUCCUCCACUCGCAGACCACCAUGCGCGUCAACUACCAGCCGAUCCUCUAUGCGCGAAACGUGCGCCAGUGCGUCCGGAUCGCGGCGAUGGACAAGGAGGUCCUCCGCACGGGCGUGCGCGCGCGCGUCACGUUCGAGUUCAUGUACCGCCCCGAGUUUUUGCAGCAGGGCACAAAGGUGCUCUUCACCGAGGGCAAGACCAAGGCCAUCGGCACGAUACGCGAGCUGCUCGGCUGA
Molecule: messenger RNA, 1948 nt
Organism: Emiliania huxleyi CCMP1516
Lineage: Eukaryota; Haptophyta; Isochrysidales; Noelaerhabdaceae
Exons: 11
Coding region: 86-1948 (620 amino acids)
Biological process (GO): translational elongation
Molecular function (GO): GTPase activity; translation elongation factor activity; GTP binding
Source: RefSeq, a predicted model, not a curated record